Auxenochlorella protothecoides is the source of this 513-nucleotide messenger RNA. Its product is annotated as Zinc finger CCCH domain-containing protein 3. The transcript is spliced from 2 exons. Gene Ontology annotation, molecular function: metal ion binding. Lineage: Eukaryota; Viridiplantae; Chlorophyta; Trebouxiophyceae; Chlorellales; Chlorellaceae. The record is from RefSeq and is a predicted model, not a curated record. The coding region runs from base 1 to 513 and encodes 170 amino acids. Gene Ontology annotation, cellular component: nucleus.
AUGACGCCGCGGCGCCUGCCCACAACCCGCUCGGCGAGGCGGGCGGUGCAGCAGCGCACGCCCGUGUACUGCCCCGAGUACUGCAGGACGGGGUCCUGUCCGCGGCGGGGCAGGGGGUGCAGCCUGCGGCACGACCCCACCAAGCGCGCCGUCUGCGCCCGGUGGCUGGCGGGCAGCUGCCCGCUGGGUCCCACCUGUCCCCUCCAGCACCAGCGGGUGGCCGAGCUCAUGCCCCUCUGCAUCCAUUUCAUCAAGGGUUCCUGCGCGAAUGGAAACUGCCCGUACCUGCACGUCAAACUCGUGGCCACCGCUCCGGUGUGCGCACGCUUUCUCAAAGGGUACUGCCCAGCCGGGGCGCGGUGCCCGCACCGUCAUCUCACGCUGCGCAUGCUGCGCGAAGAGCGCAGGCUGACGGCGCCCCUCCAAUUGAAGGCAUCAUUUGGGCGGGAUGGGAGAGGGGUGUGGGCUUUUUUGAAGGGGGGGUGGAGGAUCCUCAGGACCUGUGUGGGAUGA